Molecule: messenger RNA, 3087 nt
Organism: Nycticebus coucang (slow loris)
Lineage: Eukaryota; Metazoa; Chordata; Mammalia; Primates; Lorisidae
Gene: SLC19A1
Product: solute carrier family 19 member 1
Exons: 5
Coding region: 34-1599 (521 amino acids)
Biological process (GO): folate transmembrane transport
Cellular component (GO): apical plasma membrane; basolateral plasma membrane; plasma membrane
Molecular function (GO): folic acid binding; folate:monoatomic anion antiporter activity
Source: RefSeq, a predicted model, not a curated record
CUGAGUCACCUUCAUUCCCUCCAGUGUCUCAAAAUGUGCCCGGGAAGCAUGAUGUCUUCCAGCCCUGAGGCAGAGAAGCCCGAAGAGCCUGGGCUGGACUGCGAGCCCCAGCCGUGGCAAUGCUUGGUGUCCUACCUGUGCUUCUACGGCUUCAUGGCGCAGAUGCGGCCUGGGGAGAGCUUCAUCACACCCUACCUGCUGAGGGACAAGAACUUCACACAGGAGCAGGUCACCAACGAGAUCACGCCGAUGCUGUCCUACUCGUACAUGCUGGUGCUGGUGCCCAUCUUCCUGCUGACCGACUACCUGCGCUACAAGCCAGUGCUGCUGCUGCAGGGUCUCAGCUACGUGUCCGUGUGGCUGCUGCUGCUGUUCGGCGGCUCCGUGCAGCACAUGCAGCUCAUGGAGUUCUUCUACAGCAUCACCAUGGCCGCGCGUGUCGCCUACUCUUCCUACAUCUUUUCACUUGUGCGCCCUGCACGCUACCAGCGCAUGGCUGGCUACUCACGCGCUGCCGUGCUGCUGGGUGUCUUCACCAGCUCAGUGCUGGGCCAGCUGCUGGUCUCCGUGGGCAGGGUCUCCUUCGCCACACUCAACUACAUAUCGCUGGCCUUCCUCGUCUUCAGCCUGCUGCUUGCCUUCUUCCUCAAGCGCCCCAAGCGGAGCCUAUUCUUCAACCGCAGCAGUGCGCCCCUACGUGGAGCCAUGCCCUCAGAGCUGCAGCCCGUGCAGCCCGGCCCCGCCCCGCGCGGGAAGCUCCUGGCUGCUUGCAGGGACUGUAUCCUGGUGCGCAUGCUGCAGGAGCUGGGGGCCAGCCUGCAGCUGCCACAGCUGCGCCUCUGGUCGCUCUGGUGGGUCUUCAACUCGGCCGGCUACUACCUGGUUGUCUACUAUGUGCACAUCCUAUGGAACACACGAUACCCCGCCACCGACAGUGCGCAGGUCUACAAUGGUGCAGCCGAUGCUGCCUCCACGCUGCUGGGUGCCAUGACAUCUUUCGCUGCUGGCUUCGUAAAGAUCCGCUGGGCCCUGUGGUCCAAGCUGGUCAUUGCCUGUGUCACCGCGGCUCAGGCCGGCCUCGUCUUCCUGCUGUGGAAUGUGGUCAGCAUCUGGCCUUGCUAUGGGGCCUUCGUGCUCUUCCGUGGCUUCUACCAAUUCCUCGUGCCCAUUGCCACUUUUCAGAUUGCGUCCUCCCUGUCAAAAGAACUCUGUGCCCUGGUUUUUGGCAUCAAUACAUUCUUGGCCACCAUUCUCAAGACCAUCAUCACCCUCAUCGUCUCAGAUAAGAGGGGCCUGGGCCUUUCAGUCUACUUACAGGGUUUGCAUCCACCCCUCUGCACUGAUUCUGAGAGCUGUGUUCCUGCCACUCCCAAGGGACAAGCCAGGUCCGGCCUGUGGGGCACCCUCAGCGUUGGGUCAGAGCCUGCAGAGAGCACCAAGUAUAAGGGUCUUGAGGUAAGAGUCUAUGGAGACUGCUGGCUGUGGGGACACCCCUGGAGAAUGUCCAUACACAGCUGUGUAUACACCUGUGCCCCCUCAUCAGGGUCUGCCAGCUGGGCAGUCCAGGGACAAAAGCUCUCCAGGACUUGCUGUGGAUAAUUUUGCCCUUCUGAGACAGUGACGGCCGCUAGUAAACCACAUGUCAGUGUAAUGGUCAUUUUUAUUCAGUAUCUGUUUGAACUCACGCCUCACAUGCCAUAGAACCAGCCCCACAGGGUUGCUGCAUUCCUGAGACAGGUCCAUGCUGGCCAUGCUGUGGUCAGCCGGGUGCUGCCCUGGGCACACAUGCUCUAUAGAAUAGCACUGUUGUGCACACCGGGCUGAGGACUGAGGUUGCACCACUGUGGCCACUCAGCCUGCCCUUAGUGACCCAUGGCAGGGUGAGGAAAAUAGGCUUUCUAGGAGACAGUCGGUGACCUGUGUCCAUGGCCAACCUAUCAAUGUGUUGGUGUGGACAGAUGCUGCUGGCCUCUUAAUCACUGCCCUGUGUACCAGCCUUAGCCUCCUUAGCAUGGCCUUGUUCUGUCCUGGCACUUGGCUGGGCAGUGCCAGUUACGAUCCGCCCCCUGGCCAGGGCCCCUGGGCUGCUAACCCUUUGCUCCCUGGAUUUUCAGAGCCCUGUGGCUCUGCACAGGUAAACUCAGGAAACUGGCAUGUUGGAAUUGCUUUGAGUUUAGCUGGGUAGGAGUCAGUGUUAAGCACUCCACCCUGGAAGAGGGGUACACAGGAAGCUGCCACAUGCUGACUCCCAGCCAGAUGUGGCCAUGGUUGGCCUCUCUGCUGUACACACGGGUCACUUGGGAGACCAUCAAGGGGCAGAGAGGCCCCAAAUGCCAGGGUGGGCAGCAGACAGAGUCUGUUCUCAGCCCUAUAUGGUGCUAGGGACUGGCCACAGUUGGAAACCCACUCAGACCAGGGCUGAGGAGAGGCAGGUGCUGCACCCUGGUGAUCUGAGCCUGUUCUCUGCUCCUGGUGCAGCUGCUCCAGAGGAGAAGGGAGCCCUGCGGAGCAUGACCUGGCCCCAGUGCCUUGCAGAGGUCUGGGUAUUGUGCACAGGAAGGUGCCAGGCAGAAAACUGAGUCAGUGCCUGGCAAGUGAGUGAGGGCCCAGAGGAACCCAACGUCAGGGGCAUGGCUCCCAGAGCAGGAAUUUGGAGCUGGCCUCUGGCUGAGAUGGAGCCGUGGUCUGAUGUGGACUGAGAGGCUCCACUUGGCACUGAAGACAACGCUCCCAGGUGACCAGGCCAGGCCUGUGGGCUCCCGGGUCCCCCAGGAAAAGGGGCAUCUUGUCAUCAAGCUUCUGUUUUAAACUUUUUAAAAAAUACAAUCUUUGGCUUCCUUUUAUUUCUUGAGGAUUACAUAAAAUGUGAUCUACAUGGGGACAUGCCCCAGCCAGGUCCCUAGGUGCUGGCCAGAUGCUCCCUGUCCAUGGCGAGGGCUUGCUUUAGCCCUUGCCACCCGUCCUCCCAGCCGUGCAUGUCUGGACGCAGGCCUACUGGGAGGCAGUCCCGAAGCUGUUCUCAAUGCAGAGCACGAUGUAGGUGCUGUGGCAGCUCACAGCCUUCUGGCCCAGCAGCCUGCCCGCCAA